GAUAGAAGCAUGUCGAAUUUCCAUAAUGUCGAGUCACCCGAUCAACUCACAGAGCUCCUCUCGCAAGAUUUGGAGCGUGUUUCCUUGUUGAGCUUUUGGGCGCCAUGGGCAGAGCCUUGCAAAGAGAUGAACAAGCAUGUCGAGGAGCAUGCAAAACAGUACUCUGAUGUUCUUUUCUUAUCGAUCGAUGCCGAAGGCCAAGACGAAAUCGCAGACUCGUUCGAAAUAGAAGCAGUCCCGUCUUUCCUCCUCCUUCGUGGCCACACUCUUUUGCAGCGAUUAACAGGCGCUGACAAUAAUGCACUAACCAGUGCACUUGCUCAGCAUGGACGUAGGCCUAUCAAGGCGCUUUCCCAUACCGAUAAAGCUCCCGCUGCCCCACCAGCUGUGCCGGUGAAGAAAGUUGAGACUCCAGAAGAAUUAACAGCCCGUCUCACAAGGCUCAUGAACAUGGAUAAAGCGGUACUAUUCAUGAAAGGCUCUCCCGAUAAACCACAGUGCGGUUUCUCUCGCAGGAUGGUAGCUUUACUCCGAGAGCAAAAUGUUCCUUUCACCCACUUUGAUAUUUUCACUGAUGAAAGCGUGCGGCAAGGUCUGAAGGUGCACAAUAAGUGGCCGACGUUCCCGCAAUUCAUCGUGAACGGAGAAUUCGUCGGAGGACUGGACGUGGUAAAAGAGUUGGUUGAGAACGAAGAAUUCGAGGAUAUUGUCAAGGACAUCCGUGUCGGGACCUAAGAUACUAACUGUUUGCAGGCCCAUUUGAUACAGUUCUAAUACAAUGUACAUUUAUAGCUUGGUGGAUUGCGCCACAUAGGGGUUUGAGCAAGUGUGCUGGUUUACUCGGUGGGACCGCUCGGACUGAACGGAAUAUAACUUACCGCCCACCUGA
Molecule: messenger RNA, 889 nt
Organism: Cantharellus anzutake
Lineage: Eukaryota; Fungi; Basidiomycota; Agaricomycetes; Cantharellales; Hydnaceae
Product: glutaredoxin
Exons: 5
Coding region: 10-735 (241 amino acids)
Molecular function (GO): 2 iron, 2 sulfur cluster binding
Source: RefSeq, a predicted model, not a curated record